Messenger RNA from Protomyces lactucae-debilis, 2750 nucleotides. Its product is annotated as Up-regulated during septation-domain-containing protein. NCBI's taxonomy places the organism in Eukaryota, Fungi, Ascomycota, Taphrinomycetes, Taphrinales, Protomycetaceae. The record is from RefSeq and is a predicted model, not a curated record. The coding region runs from base 101 to 2689 and encodes 862 amino acids. The transcript has a single exon.
GCCGACGCACGAGCAAACAGAGCGACGUGGCAGGGUAUCCAUGGUCAGGAGGCAGGCGAGGAGCAGCGCAGGGGUUUUAUAAACGUUGCAGCUGGAAAACAUGCCGAGCCACAACACUGGCAGUGCAUAUACAUUCCCAAACAUGGACCCACGACAAUCUGACAAAAUGUUGAUUGACCAGUACGGCCCGCCUAUGGCACCGCCUGCUCUUGUUUUGCUAGAGUCAAACGCAAAGGAUGCUGCCACAUCAACAACGCGCUUCUCGUCCAAGGAUAGCGCGACACCAGACUCGCCGGCAUUCCGCAAUUCUCUGCUGCUGGAUGCCAGUGACGAGCUUGGCCUGCAGUUCCUAGUCUCUGCUGCAGCUUUUGAUUCUGCCGAAUACACUGUGCUGAGUCUAGAGGAGGUUGAGCGACUCAAGCGCGAACACAUCCUCCUCAAGUCCCGCAUCGAGUCUUCUACACGCAAGUUGGCCCUUGAGUCAAAAGUGAGAGAUGCAAGCCAGAACUUGGUCAAGCUGCAUCAAACGCGCAACAAGCGGCUUUCAAAGCAAGCUGAGGAGCAAUUGCAUGUGGCUUCAAGGAAAGUAGACGAGCUUGCGACGGAGCUAUGGCGGUUGCAACGACGUGAAGCCACGACGCGACAGCAGUUGAUGGAACAUACGGCGGGUGUGCUUUCGAGGAGUGUUCGUCAAGCAGAGCAGCUUCGACAGCUAGCAACAUAUCAAGACUUUGACGAGGCGCAUCUCUAUCUCGAUGCGAGCGUGAGCUUCCAAUCUGGCCACGACGGAAGCCAUGAGAGUACUGCCAUGGAGGACAGCGCCCACAAGGAAGUCAACCUCGCUCGAGAGAGAAGCUGGGUCAGGGAGGAGAGUACACCCAAGCCGGAUCUUGUUACAACAGAAGUGGUCAUGCGUGCUGAAGCAAGGUUGAGAGAUACGCACAAGCAACUCCGCAGUUUCCUGGACCACAAGGCUUCGCAACAGGACGAAGAUGAUGAGGAAGCUGACGAAGCUUCCAGUGGUCAGCGUCUCGAGCAGCAAGUUGCCAAGCUGGACGAGUCGCUUUUGACAUUCCAGGAGCAACACUUACAGCAAAAAGAAGAACGGCUUCUGCUUGAGGAACAACAGGAGAAGUUGCUCAAGGCGCUCUGGGAUGCACUUAAGGGUGAUCCGCUUGUUGAAGUGACGCAGGACGUGCUUGUUGCCAAGGUUCAGGAAUUGCAAGCUGCACUCCAGACGUUGACCGAGGAGCGUGCUCAGUUGACGGCCAACAAGGACGAAGCUGACGAGCAACACGCCGCUGCUAUGAAAGAUCUGCAGGCUCUGUACGAAAAGGAACUCGAUGAGGUACAGGACAAGCUGGAUGAUAUUCAUGAGCAACAUGAUCUCAAGGUGCGCGAGGUCCAAUCACUCUCGAGUAAAGUACGAGACCAUGAAGGCACCAUUGAGAAGCACAGCAACGAUCUGACGCACGCUCAUUCACAGCUAGAUGAGCUUGUUCAGCGUGAAGCGACCCUCAAAAAUGCAGCCUUGACGGACCGCUCUUUGGCCAAGCAACAUGAAGAAACACUGGCGCAAAUGCUGCAGACAACGUCGACGACACGCAGUGCAGAUGCUGAUGCGCUGCAGAAGCAGCGACAAAGAGCUGAUGAACUCGAGAAGCAAGUCAAUAAGCAUCAGUCAGAGGUACGCAUCCACCGCGAUAGGCUCGAGAUGAAGGAUCAAGAAGUAUUGCAGUUACAGGCCCGCGUGGAAGAGCUGAAGAAGGAGCAUGAAGGCAAUCUGCUUGAUGUCUCAAAGAAGCAUGAGGCGUCUUUGAUUGAGCUGUCUGAUCUGACACAGGACCGCAACGCCAUUGUUGCAAAGUUGCAAGGCAAGGACAGAGAGCUUGCAGCAGCGCAACAAGCAUUAUCGGAAGCACAGACCAAAAUCGACCAACUCGAAACGCAAGUCAAAGCAUUUGAAGAGCAAGAGACGAUGCUCAAAGAGUUGGAGAAGGAUGUUCUUGAAUUGACCAAGGCCAACGCUGUGCUCAAAGCAGAACUGGAGGCACUGCAGGGUUCUCAAGCGGAGCGCGAUGUGGCUCAAGCUCAAGCUUCGCGCGAUGCGCUCGUCAUGACACUCGAGGCAGAAAAGGCAUCCAUGCAGGAGCAGAUUGUCGAGCUCACGACCCGGCAUGCGUCUCUCAUGGACGACUUGGGCCAUGCUCAGCGAAUGGUGGAAACGACGCGUACCGCCCAGCGCGAGACUCAGCGCGGAGAUGACAAACAGAAAGCAUUUGAGGCACGGUGCGAGCUCUUGCAGACUGAAUUGGAUGCGAUGCUGAUGGAGUAUGAGGCUAUGACGCGAUCAGCUUUGUUUUAUGAAUCUCAACGGACCAAGUCGGAGAAUAAGUCAGAUGCGUUGAUGGAGAAGGUGGUGACGCUCGAGGCACAGGUGGCCGACUUUCAGGUGCAGACACUCGGCCUCGUGGGUGGCAAGGAUGCUGGCCCUGUUGAGCCGCCUACAACAGCCCAGCUGCGCAAGGAGUUCCGGAAGCUGGUCCAGAACUUGCGCGGCGAGCAUGCCAGGCGUGAGCAGCAGGACUACCUGGAGAUCAAGCGGCUUGAGAAGUUGCUGCUGGAUUCGCAGGGGCACCAGCCUAUGGGUUCUCCGAGUGUGCCGCAGACGCCUUCGCUGCUCACCUGAUGACUGCACUAGACUACCUAUGUAAUUGUAGCUUGUACACUGAACUUGUCCUCUGUCGCGA